This is a messenger RNA of Penicillium alfredii, 1002 nucleotides long. RefSeq names its product alpha/beta hydrolase. The transcript has 3 exons. The coding region runs from base 1 to 1002 and encodes 333 amino acids. The record is from RefSeq and is a predicted model, not a curated record. NCBI's taxonomy places the organism in Eukaryota, Fungi, Ascomycota, Eurotiomycetes, Eurotiales, Aspergillaceae.
AUGUCCGAAGUCUCAAGCCCGUCUGUAGCAAUGUCGUCGCAACAUCUCGCCCACCUGUCUCCGUUCCUGAAGCUUACUACCGUCACGACUCCUCUCUCACCACAUCGUCAAGUCGAGUGCAAGACAAUUGAUGGCACCUCAAUUGUAGGCUGGCUAUACAUGAUCGAUGAUGGACCCGCACCGGCUAUCAUCAUGUCACACGGCUUCAAUUGUGUGAAAGAGAUGGCCCUCCCAGACGUUGCCAAAGCAUUCCACGAGCGAGGCUACAACGUCUUUCUAUAUGACGCUCGCAGCGUUGGAGCCAGCGGUGGAUCGCCGCGUAAUCUCCUCGACCCUCUUCAACUGGCUGAAGAUGUAUCUGACAUUUACACCUUCGUCUCAGAGCUAAAAAGCGUCGAUUCGCGUCGCAUAUUUCUCUGGGGCCUGUCAUUUGGUGCGACAGUGAGCGCCUGCUCUGCGGCUGUUGACCGCCGGCCCAAGGCAGUCGUCAUGGUUUGCCCUUUGUUCAGCUAUGUGCAGCCACACAAAGCGGACAAGGCCUAUGCGCUGCUCAUAAAGGAUCGCGUGUCACAGCUGAGGAAAAAUGAGCCGCUCUCAAUAGCCCCGUUCACGCCCCAGGGAGACAAUUUAAUCGGCAUGGGAGGCGCUGGAGGUCCUGGUGGCAUUGAGGCGUACAAUUUGAUGAAGGGCGCAUCCGAAUUAGGUCAUCCUGACUUUCGCGACCGUGUGACGCUCCAAACCUACCAAAAGCUGGCCAUGUUCCGACCAAUGGAAUAUAUGAACAUGAUCAAAGUGCCAGUAAUGAUGAUAAUUCCUGAACUGGACGAUCUAUCACCCGUCUCGGAACAGAGGGAGGCUUUGUCGAGGGUGCAAAGUCCUAAGCGGGAGUAUUUCGCAAAGGGCAAAGGUCAUUUGAACGUUGUUACGGGGGACGGAUCAACCGAGAUGGUGGCAGCGACUGUUGAUUUCCUCAGGGCAGUCCUCGAAGGCACACUGGAGUGA